CGAUCGGAAGAGCGAUAUGCUGUUCCAUCUCCCAUCAUAUGCCCUUUAAGAGCGCCAGCACUCCAAUCAGAGAACCCGUUCGUCUCCGGCCGAUGAUGGCGGCGCGCGAAGCCUGGGAGAAGCUCUGCGAUCACUGUUCCCGGCGGUUCCCUUGCCUCUGCGAUCCUGGGAGAAGAUCGUCUUGGGGAUUGAAAGCCGCGCUGGUGCUCCUCCAUGUUGUGUUCGUGGGGGUCUUGUUCCUCUUGGAUGCCGAUUUGAUACAGAAGACAAAGGAGGAGUCUUGGUAUACUAUAUUAUACUUGGGGCUGUUUGCUGCUACAUUAGUUCAAUACUUCUUCACAUCGGGUUCAUCACCAGGGUAUGUUAUUGAUGCAAUGAGGUCCGAGUAUGAGACAACUGCUUCCUUUACGAGCUCAUUGCUGAUUCCCAAACAGUCUACUUCAAGAAAUGGAAAUUUGAUUCCUUCCACAGAUCGCAGCCAUUUUGGAAAGUACCCUUCAGAAUGGUUGAAAAUUGUCAUGGAUUUGUAUCCCCCUGGAUCAUCCAGCAGGAACUGGACCUGCACAUACUGUAAUAUUAUUCAGCCUCCGCGCACAAAGCAUUGUCAUGAUUGUGAUAAUGUGUACUUUCAGUUCGAUCAUCGCUGUUUGUGGCUGGGGCAUGUAUUGGACAUAAGGGAAUCGGCUGCCGAUGAUAGAAAUGUUCAAACAGUGAAUUGCUAUGCUGCAUCAGUUCACAGUACUAUGUGGUACAUUUUUGAAGAAUCAAUCUUGUGCAUUUGGACUGGCAUAUUGUACAUCAGCUUCUUGCAUUCCAGAACUGAAAAGGCUUGGUGGCAGGAUUGUAUUGCAAUAUUACUCUUGGCGCUGUUGAUAUUAUGCCUCAUCUUUCUACUGCUACUACUGUUUUUCCACACCUAUCUCGUCUUGACAAAUCAGACAACAUAUGAGCUUGUAAGGCGGCGACGCAUAUUAUACUUAAGGGGAGUUCCAGAAAGGGUUCAUCCAUUCAGCAAAGGCAUUUGUAGAAACCUUUACAACUUCUGCUGCUCCAGAGACAGUCUCUAUGCCUUGGAAUCGGUACCCAGAUCGGAAGAAUUACAAGCCAGGGCUCGGCCUUAUACUUGCAGUGAUCUCAUGUCUUGCCGGUGUUUGUAGUUGUUUUAUUUGUUAUAGUAGUAAUUCGUUGUUUUUCAACCUUAAUUUCAGCGUCAUCUUGUAGAUCUUUGGUCAUUAGUUUCUUCAGCUCAGUUUAUUUGUUAAACUUGUUGUUCUAUUCUACUUUCUUAUGUUUAUAUUUAUCUUUGUGGAACUGAUGAACAAUGAAUAUGGAUCAUCCUAACCGAGUUUUUUU
This is a messenger RNA of Dioscorea cayenensis subsp. rotundata (Guinea yam), 1353 nucleotides long. Its product is annotated as protein S-acyltransferase 10. NCBI's taxonomy places the organism in Eukaryota, Viridiplantae, Streptophyta, Magnoliopsida, Dioscoreales, Dioscoreaceae. Gene Ontology annotation, molecular function: protein-cysteine S-palmitoyltransferase activity. The record is from RefSeq and is a predicted model, not a curated record. The coding region runs from base 39 to 1157 and encodes 372 amino acids. The transcript is spliced from 12 exons. Gene Ontology annotation, biological process: peptidyl-L-cysteine S-palmitoylation; protein targeting to membrane. Gene Ontology annotation, cellular component: Golgi apparatus; endoplasmic reticulum.